AUGUCACACGAAGGUGAAGAAGAUUUAUUGGAAUAUUCCGAUAACGAACAAGAUAUUCAGGUCGUUGCUGAUAAGGCUGCUGAAAACACUGAAACUGCCACUGCUGAUGAAGGUGUCGAAGGUGAAGAUAAGAAAGGUUCUUAUGUUGGUAUCCAUUCCACUGGUUUCAAGGAUUUCUUAUUGAAACCAGAAUUGUCAAGAGCUAUCAUUGACUGUGGUUUUGAACAUCCUUCUGAAGUUCAACAGCAUACCAUCCCACAAUCUAUUCACGGCACUGACGUUCUAUGUCAAGCUAAAUCUGGUUUGGGUAAGACUGCUGUUUUUGUUUUGUCUACUUUACAACAGUUGGACCCUGUUCCAGGCGAGGUUUCCGUUGUCGUUAUCUGUAACGCAAGAGAAUUAGCUUAUCAAAUUCGUAACGAAUAUUUAAGAUUCUCCAAAUAUAUGCCAGAAGUUAAAACUGCUGUCUUCUACGGUGGUACUCCAAUCAAGAACGAUGCCGAUUUAUUGAAGAAUAAAGAAACCGCUCCUCAGAUCAUUGUUGCUACCCCAGGUAGAUUAAAGGCUUUGGUUAGAGACAAGUUAAUUGAUUUAUCCCACGUUAAGAACUUCGUCAUCGACGAAUGUGACAAAGUUUUGGAAGAAUUAGACAUGAGAAGAGAUGUUCAAGACAUUUUCAGAGCAACUCCAAGAGACAAGCAAGUUAUGAUGUUCUCUGCUACUCUAUCCGAAGACAUUAGACCAAUCUGUAGACGUUUCUUACAAAAUCCAUUAGAGAUCUUCGUUGAUGAUGAAGCUAAGUUAACUUUACACGGUUUACAACAAUACUACAUCAAGAUUGAAGAACGUGAAAAGAACCGUAAAUUAGCCCAAUUAUUAGAUGAUCUAGAGUUCAACCAAGUUAUCAUUUUCGUCAAAUCUACAAAGAGAGCUAAUGAAUUAACAAAAUUGUUAAACGACUCUAACUUUCCAGCUAUUACUGUUCACGGUCACAUGAAACAAGCUGAACGUAUUGCUCGCUAUAAAGCUUUUAAGGACUUCGAAAAGCGUAUCUGUGUUUCCACUGAUGUUUUCGGUAGAGGUAUCGAUAUCGAACGUAUUAACCUAGCUAUCAACUACGAUCUAACAACCGAAGCUGAUCAAUACUUACACAGAGUCGGUAGAGCCGGUAGAUUCGGUACUAAAGGUUUAGCUGUUUCUUUCGUUUCCUCCCCAGAAGAUGAAGAAGUUUUGGGAAAGAUUCAAGAACGUUUCGAUGUUAAAAUUGCCGAAUAUCCAGAAGAAGGUAUUGACCCAUCUACAUACUUAAACAACUAA
Messenger RNA from Tetrapisispora phaffii CBS 4417, 1317 nucleotides. Its product is annotated as DEAD/DEAH box helicase. Gene Ontology annotation, molecular function: RNA binding; ATP binding; RNA helicase activity. NCBI's taxonomy places the organism in Eukaryota, Fungi, Ascomycota, Saccharomycetes, Saccharomycetales, Saccharomycetaceae. The record is from RefSeq and is a predicted model, not a curated record. Gene Ontology annotation, biological process: mRNA splicing, via spliceosome; mRNA export from nucleus. The coding region runs from base 1 to 1317 and encodes 438 amino acids. The transcript has a single exon.